Molecule: messenger RNA, 3105 nt
Organism: Panthera uncia (snow leopard)
Lineage: Eukaryota; Metazoa; Chordata; Mammalia; Carnivora; Felidae
Gene: FAM149A
Product: family with sequence similarity 149 member A
Source: RefSeq, a predicted model, not a curated record
CAAAUCACCCUCCGGCCCGCAGUGGCGCUGGCGGCACUUCGUCUCCCUGGGCUCCCGGACCUUUGGCCCUCGGGGGUCUCGGAGUACUAGGCGGAGAAGGGGCUGCUCCCCGCAGACGGCGUCCUCGGCACCCCGCAGGCGGACCAGGCCGUCGGGGCAGGUCGGCCUAAAGCGCUGCGGAGCUGAGCGCCGGGAGAGGUUCCUGCUGGUGGAGAGAGUGCCAGGCGUCCCCCGGGCUCGGCGGCGUGCGGGGACCCCGGGACCCCCGCCCCCGCCCUGGGCAGCCGGAGCCGGAUCGCCGAGCGCGGCGGUGGAUGGAGCCCAGCAGCUCCGAGUCCCGUGCCCUGGAGGUUCAGGCUGCCGCGGGGACAGCGUUUCCAAGACUGGGGCAUGAAGGUCGCUGUGUCGGACCUGGGGUCUCUGUUUGCCAAAAUCUUCAAGACCCCGACGGCGCCCCCGGCGGUCCCCUCGCCGGUGGCCUCCUCCGGCCAUUCGGGGGGCGCUGCCGCCGCAGGCCGGACGGGCUCCAGCGCCUCGCUCAGCGCGGCCCCGACCCCGGCCCUCUUGCCCGCCCUGGCCCCCGACUCCCCCUCCGCCGUGCGGGGAGCACCGCCCUCCUCGCUCCAUCCUCUGCUCGCCGCCUCCUACCCCCGGGUCUCGGUCGCGAGCCGCGCGGCGGAAGCAGCAGGGACCCCCCUCUCGCUGCCCAGUAGCCCGGGAGCGGCCCGAGCGCAGCCCCCGCCCGCCGGCCACUCCAGCAGCGGCCGCAGCGCCGCAGGCUCCCCCGCCCACCUGGUGACCUGGGCGCGGCCCGCCCCGGACCCCGGCGGGGUCACCGCUGCGCUGCCGGCCAUCGGGGGCGCCGGGGGCGGCGGCAGCCUAGCCGCGAGCCCACGGAGCACCCAACAGUCUGGCCCCGGAGAGCGAGAGCCCGGCGCUUGGAUGCCCCCCGGGCCUGGCCCCAGGACCCUGUUCUUCACCCUGCCGGACAUCGGCGAGGAGUGGGCCUCGGACAGCGACUCGGAGGACGGUGGAGAAGCAAGAGGACUGGCAGAAGGAUCUGGAAAGCACAGUUCCGUUGUGAAAAGCGAAGAUCCUUUACCUACACAUUUUACAAGAAAUGUGCAGAAAGCCAUUGAUAAAUAUGCCUGUGGAUCCGUAUCAUCGUUGCCAUCGAGUGGAAGGCCCACGCCUGCAGGUGCCCACAACUCUUGGUCUGGGUCUGGCACACAGACUUCCACCACUGGCUUAUCAACGGAGAGGAGCUCCAUUUACUCCUGGAGAGAUGACGAGUUUGACAAAGCCAAUGCACAGAAAGUACAGCAGCUAUUCUGGGAGGUGGAAGAAAUGUUGUUCGAAGGGAAAGUAAGCCCUCAGACUCAGAAUCUAGUGGCCGAGUGCGGCGAGUGGGCAAGAAGAUCCCUCCAUCUGAGAGUAUUAGGAAGACAGCUCAUAGUGCCGACCGAUGAAGGAUUCCAACAUUUCCAGGGCGAUGAGCCUAGUUCCACGGUCCACACACCCUUCCUGGAUACCUGCGGGCACAAGCACAACAGCAGAGAGCUGUGCAUCUCCGGCUCUCAGAUACUCCCAGGGGCGUGCUCUUCCCCGGCACUGCCAGGCCCCGCUUGCACGCGGCCUGCUGCCUGUUCAGCAGGUUCACCCCUGGAAGAAGAGGUUUACGAUGCGGAUGGAAAGAUGGAAGAAUAUUUUGCUUUUGACAGAAAAGAAGAGGGUGAUGAAUGUCUCGAACAGAAAUCAGUUCAUCGCCAUAGGAUGCGGCAUAAACACGGACUUCCUCCCGUUUCUCCUCACGACUGUAUCAAAGAUUCGGUGGCUGCGGAAGUGUUUGAUCAUGUCUGGACAAAUGUGGUAGAACUAUUGGAAGAGCUGGUUAGAAAAAAUUGGGAAGUUACACUCCCAGGAAAGAAACACAAAGAAAAAUUGAAAGUAGCUGAGAAUAAAUCUCCACUUACGCUCAUAUCUCGUACGAACACUGAUGCGUCGAGUGUUCCCCCAUCCAGAAGCUCUGAAGCCAGAAGUAUAUCCCUGGCUUCUCAUCUUAAUCCACCUCAGGUUCAUCGCUUCUCCAACAACUUUUAUAGUGAUUUGAGUUGUGUGAUGACAAUUCAAGCAAAACCACUUCAGCAGAGACCUACCUGUUUUGCGGAUAGAACGCAGAAUGAACAAGAAGGCAAAUCACUGGGUGUGGGGGCCAGUGCUCCGUCUUUGGCCCGGCACCGUCUGGGACGAAUCUCAGAUGCUCGCGGACUCCACGCUUCCGCAAGGAAGACGCCUGCACAUCUGAGGCUGCCUUCUCUCACUUCAGACUCCCAGAGGAUGAAAACCCCCAGUGUGUGCAGCGAUGAAGUUCUAAGGGGAACAAAGCCGCAAACUGGCAUAGACCGGGGGUCCUCCCCACCGGCUCAGGCCUCAAGGAGCAGGUUACCCCCCAUAGGCUCAGAGACUGGUGGGCAGAAUGUGGCAGUUCCUGGAUCUCGACCUGUUCCUUACAGAGGGAGGCAUCCACAGAACCGUGUGUUUAGUGCAGUACCUGACAGUUUGGAACGCUCGCCUCUUCGAGAAAGAUCUCUGACCGUGGAACAGUUUUCAAGACCCAGCACAACCCAUACAUUUCGGUUAGAUACUCCUCGAAAAGGUUCACUGACUCUGAUGGAAUUUGCUGGCCACACAUGGACAAGUCAGAGUCUGUUGACAGAGGACGACUCUGACUUCAAGGAAGAGAUUCCAAGUGGCAUCUUGAUGGAGCUGGGAGCAGCCAGUCUCAGCAUGCCAUUUAUCACACGAAUAAUGGAAGAACAAGUAUUCUACUACGCAUCAGUUUGUCUGACAGUGGGACCUGCCCGUCGGAGAGAAACGCAAGCACAUAAACAGCUUAGUUUUGAAUCCUUGCAUUGUAAAGAGACUCCAAGUCAAAUUCACCAACCUUCUUCACUGGAAGCAUUCGGAUCUAAUAGGUGUUUAUAAUCCAUCAUCUUAUCAAUCACACAUACACAGACACACACAUAAGCAGUGCAUGUAUUUACACACUCAACAGAUGAGAGGAUAUUGCCUAGGAAUGGGCCAUUCUGUAACUUUGUGUCUUGA